Macadamia integrifolia is the source of this 2021-nucleotide messenger RNA. RefSeq names its product zinc finger protein GAI-ASSOCIATED FACTOR 1-like. NCBI's taxonomy places the organism in Eukaryota, Viridiplantae, Streptophyta, Magnoliopsida, Proteales, Proteaceae. Gene Ontology annotation, cellular component: nucleus. The coding region runs from base 354 to 1730 and encodes 458 amino acids. The record is from RefSeq and is a predicted model, not a curated record. The transcript is spliced from 3 exons. Gene Ontology annotation, molecular function: DNA-binding transcription factor activity.
GACUUGUGACCUUAUAUAUAUAUAUACAUAAAAUACAAGGCCAAGGGAGAUAAUCCGGUUCUGAUGUUGUUCUUGCAGCAGCAAGAGUUUCCUUCAACUCCUGAAUUGAAGGAGAAUUCCAUGGUUUUUGUCUUCCUCUAGCAAGGCCAAAUCCCAGCUUUUCUGCUAACCUACAAACAAACCCCCUAACCCCUUCUUUUGGAGAGCUACAACAACAAGAAAUAACCAAAGCAAGGAAAGAAGGAACCUUUUUUUUUUUUUUUCUUGGUUUCCUCAUAGAAUUUGAGAAAAGAACAGAAGAAAGAGAGAGAAACAAAACUACAAUAACAAGCUCAAAUCACUCCUUUCCUUCCAUGUCAAACAUCACAGGUGAUGCAGCUGGGAGCAGCUUCUCUUCUGGCAACACUAGAGAUGAAGAACAACAACAACAACUGCUGCAGGAUCUCUUCCAUGGCUCCAACUCUGGACCUUCAACUACAACUAACAGCAAUGGUUCCAUCUCACCACCACCACAACAACAACAACAACCACUGGUCAAGAAGAAAAGGAAUCUGCCAGGAACUCCAGAUCCAAACGCAGAAGUCAUUGCUCUAUCUCCAAAGACACUGAUGGCAACAAACAGGUUUGUGUGUGAGAUAUGCAACAAAGGGUUCCAAAGGGAUCAAAACCUGCAACUACACAGAAGAGGCCAUAAUCUUCCAUGGAAGCUUAAGCAAAGAACAGGUAAUGAGAUUAGAAAGAGGGUAUACAUAUGCCCUGAGCCAAACUGUGUCCACCACAACCCGGUUCGAGCAUUAGGUGACCUUACUGGAAUCAAGAAGCAUUUCUGCCGGAAGCAUGGAGAGAAGAAAUGGAAAUGUGAUAAGUGUUUGAAGAAAUAUGCAGUUCAAUCAGAUUGGAAAGCUCAUUCAAAGACCUGUGGUACUAAGGAGUACAAAUGUGAUUGCGGAACCAUAUUCUCCAGAAGAGAUAGCUUCAUCACCCACAGAGCUUUCUGUGAUGCACUAACAGAAGAAAACAACAAAAUAAGUCAUGGUCUCACAACAACCUUUGUGGGGAAUUUACAGGGCAAGGUUUCAGAUCUUAUGUCACCAAUUGGAGUACCAGAGUUCAAUCACCAGGAAGUCAAGAACCCACUUAAGUCCUUCCCAGUCCCAGAGGAUCUCAUGUCAGUGCAACUUAGGUCUCCUGGUAUGUCAGGAAGCUUGUUCUCUAGCAGCCCAUCAACUACCCUCUUUGGUGGUCCAAGAUCAAAUAUCUCUUCUUCCUCCUCUUGUCUCCUUGGGUCUUCAGCCCACAUAUCUGCAACUGCAUUGUUACAGAAAGCAGCUCAAAUGGGUGCAACUACAAGUAAUACCAUUAACACCCCUAUGAUGCAAAAGACAUUGGUUACUUCCAUGGCAGGCCCUGAUCAGCUCUCUGGAAUGAAUAAUGGAGGAUUCACCAACCACUUCUCUAGGGUGAAUGAUAUUGGAAUGUUCUCUGGAAUGUUUAUGGGUGGACCUGAUCAUCAAAAUCAUGGACUCUUGAAGAAGAUAGAGAAUGAGAAUGGAAGAAAUCUUGUAGGAGGAUCAAGGUUUGGAGGGGAUGAUAUGAUGACUGUGGAUUUCUUGGGGAUUGGUGGAUCAAUAUCAACAAAUUUGAGUGAGAAACAUCAAGGGAUCCAUCACUUUCAACAACAGAUAUCACAUGAACAAGCAGAAAUGGAGAAAUCUUUGUGGGAUAUUUGACUCCUACAUUCUUGUCUUUUAUGAGCUUUCGUCCAAUGAUUUUGGUCAUAGAAGAAGGGCUGAAAGAGUUGAGGAAGUACAGAGGGUCCUCCUGCCUUGGCCGCAGGGAAGACAUGGAUCAGUUUAGUUAAUUAGUUUUUGUUUAGUAAAUCAUAUUUGAUUUUUGAAGAAACAGAAGGACACCACACCACAAAGAUCUAUUUUGAAGAGUAGGUGAGAUACUUUCUUGGCUAUUGAUAGAAAACAAUAUUUUCAGUCUUUACAUGCAUAUUUUGACUUUUUGUGGGGCCA